CCGCUGGGAGAAGGAGGCAGGUGAGUGCGCAGGUGGAGCGCAGCGUUGAGUUUCCCAGCAGCUCAAAAUAAUACUCGGAGAGGCCUCCGGGAAUAGCGCACUCCAACUAACAUGACAUAAAACAAGGUCAGCUUUGGAAUACACCUGCAUUAAUAACCGAAUGCUUACCUGAGCUUUUGUAAAACUCAGAUAACUUGGACAAACGUUUUAUCAGCCGUGGAAAUGAUCAGUUCGGAUAUUUUGCGUCCGACCCUGAACCCUGCGCGUAAAGCGCUCGGAAAGCUCGCGACCAGACUGGAGGAGGUGAAGAACCCCUGGAGACAAGGAUCAGCGCUCGAGCUCAGCCACAAUGAAACCGCUCGGCUCGCCACCGACGCGCUCCUGGAGCACGGCGAGAAGGAGUACAAAAAAGUAUUGCAAAACGAAAGAGAAUUAAACUUUCUGUCCUCUCAGGAAAUACGUUAUAUGACCGAGAAUGUGGCCAAAGGUGGCGGCGCGGAUAGCGGGACUAAUGGAGUGGACAUGGAGGAAGGGGACACGGUGUCCGAGCUCACUUCAGGCACUUAUUUCCCUAUGAUGUCCGACGAGGAGCCACCAAUGUUGGAGCUGGGCUGGCCAGAGGCUUCCAACCGAUUUGGACCCACCGAAGCGCAGAUAUACUUCCAGAGAGACAAGUCAAAAAACGUCAAAGAUCACAUUCGUUCUCUAAUUAGUAAAGCCAAGAAGGUUAUUGCUUUAGUCAUGGAUGUUUUUACAGACGUUGACUUGUUCUGUGACCUGAUGGAGGCCUCCAACAAGCGCCGGGUUCCAGUUUAUAUUCUACUGGAUGAGAAGAAUCUCAGCUAUUUUUUGAAUAUGUGCUCAGAACUGGACAUCCAGAAUUCACACUUAAGUAAUAUGCGGGUAAGAAGUGUAUGUGGAGACACGUAUUGCACCAAAAGUGGAAAGAAAUUCACAGGCCAGGUUCAAGAGAAAUUCAUGAUCAUUGACUGUGAGGAAGUCAUAGCUGGAUCAUAUAGUUUUACUUGGCUCUCAGGCAUGGUUCACAGCAACAUGCUUAUGCACUUCUCCGGCCGCGUCACAGACUGCUUUGAUCGUGAAUUCCGCUGCAUGUAUGCAGACUCCCAAAUAAUAGACCGUUUCCACAAUCCAGAUGAAGACGGGAUGCCUGUUAACUCCUACCACACGCCAGUACCAAACUUAGGCUUGGAUUUUCUUGCAGAUUACGGCAGCAGGGAGCGAGUGUAUUCGGAGCACUCCAGCAGCCAAUCCAGUGGCAGCGUUUCCAGCAUCAAAGCAGCUCCUCCAGGCAUGAAAUCUAAUAAAGUCACACCUGACAAGAAGAACACUGAAAUCUUUCAAAAGCCUCCUGACAGGAAGGUAGUCACGAGUCCGGUGCUUCAAAACCCUUCAGGACCUCACAUUGUAAGAGGUUCUCCGAAUGGGACCCACCAAAGUCAGGCAGUUGAGCGCACUUCCUUCGGUCAAACCGCUGGUGUGGAAUGGUCCAAAAUAGGACGCUCAAACACUCCCGGACAGACAUCCAAAAUCCAGGGUUUAGGUCUCUACAGUCCAUCACCAACUCAACUAAGUCCAACGGACAACAAGACCACCUCCAAAUAUCGUCUUCCCACUCCUUUCAUCAGUAAGUUCACUGAUUUGUUCACUUCAAAGGAAAAGGACUCCUACUCAUUCCAGAAGAUGCCUACUCAUUCCUCUCCGUUUGGUGGGCCAGAUCUUUCUCAGAACGAACCAGAGAGUAAGCAAGGUCUUGCCUCACCAGGACCCAUGCUUUUGGACAGGAUGGGCCCGGAGAAAGGGAUACAUCGGCGGGAUGAGAAACGCAUGACGCUGGGACACAGCAAAUUGGACCUUGUCAACCAGUACAACAAGUUAAAUCAAUCCAAACAGGUAUACAGUCGCUUUGAGGUAAAGAACUACAUACCUCAGUAAUGCUGGGCCAGACUGAUUAUUCUUUUCUGGUCGACUCUUGUACACAGCUGUUAUUGUGAUGUGUGAAGGGACGAUAGUAUCCUUGGAGAGAUACUGUUGCUCUUUUUAUACACCAGAGAAAAAAAUCAACCAGGAUUGAGAGGCGAGGAGUGUUUUUAUUUUUGUGCAUUUAUAUUUUUAAUGAAAACUAAAUUCUUAGUUCUAAAGCUGCCUUCAGGAUGUUUAGGAAAUCAUAAUAAAUAAUAAUUUAAAAAAAAAUAACAGUACAUAACAUAUUUUCAAAAUCUUCAUAGCUUCUCAUUUUUCCUAACAACAUUUUCCAUAACCAAGACAAAGUACAAAAAUAAUUAUUAUUAUUAUAAUUAUUAUAAAUUAUUUAUUUUUAUUUACAUUGCCCUAAAAGUCUGUGCUUAUAGAAAAUCUCAUGUUUCCCCACUGGUGAUCACAACAUUGUUGUGGCUCAUGUUGUAAAUAUGAUAAUUUUUACAUGAUUUGAAGGCAGCAUUAGUGCUUUGUACCAGUACAUAGUACUUUUAGUAGUGUGUUAAACCUAGUGUAUGCACAACCCAUAACUUCAUGGGGCAUUUUUGUAUUUUUGAUGUUUUUGUUUUCUAUCUGCCACUUUAGCUGGCAAAGCAGAAGGUUUUGAGUUAAAUGUAGCCACUCUGUCUGCCACUGAGUAUUACCCUUGGAUAGCAUGAUCGAGGAGGUUACACAUGUAGUCUUCCAGACGUUCUCAUGUGUUUGUACUAAAAUGUGAUUCUCGUGUCACUGAAGAUAUGCAUUUAGAGACUCUAAAAUGCACUGUGGGUAACGCUGCAAUUAGCUGCUUAACUAAAAAGUACUGUAUGAACUCAUCUCACGAUGGACUAUGAUGCAAUUGAAGCUAAUUGCAAGGAAUACAUUAUUGACACGAUUAUUAUUUUUUACAUUACAGGUAAGCUUUUCUAUCUUUUGUUAUUUACCAGUGCUAAUGAAGGGAAUGUGUGUGUGUAAAAGUGUUUGCGACAGCCUACAUUGAAUGCUGAUUAGCAUUUGAUGGAUUUGUUGUCUCUUUAUAUGCAUGUUUGACUUGACUACAAAUCUAUAUAUAAUCUCUAGCUUUUUAUCUGACAAAGUAGAAGAUACUGUGAAUAAGUGAGGUUAAAAAGAAGAUGCACACUUCAGAUGUUGAAGUUUCCUUAAAGGACUGAUCCAGAAUCGACUUUAGUCACAAAACACCUUCAUACAGUCGCUGAGAAAACGGAUCUGAACAGCUGUAAAGUAAAACUGCUGAUCAGGUUUUAUCUCUUUAUGUCCACAUCGACAUAAAUACCUGCUAGAUAGGAGCAGAUCCUUUACAUUUUAAUUAUUUAAAAUGUUUGAACAUAAUAACAGAUUUCUGGUAAAUUGCUAACUUGCACAAGCCAAUAACUGCCGAUCCACCUGCUGAACACCUCUUGAAAGGCCUUGAACAUACUAGUGCUUUACUAGUAACACAGUUAGUGCCUUCAGGAGUUAUUAAUUCUACACAUCUAUUAUUUUUGCUCACUUUUUUGUCUUGAUAAUGCUUUUUUGCCUUCCAGUGACUUGCUUAUUGUUGUUUGAUUUUGUAUGUUAUAGAUGUUAUAGAAAAUGAAACUGUGAUCUAUUAGCAUAACUGUUUUGGGAGUUCUAGAUGUGUAAAAUACUUUUACAAUUGCACAUCUUUACAUGUAAUGUUUUACAUCUUGCAUAGCAUUUCCAACAGUGUUAUUACCAAAGACCAUCAUAAAUCAAUAAAGUUUCUGUUUUACAAACCAGA
This is a messenger RNA of Carassius gibelio (silver crucian carp), 3736 nucleotides long. Its product is annotated as protein FAM83A. The transcript is spliced from 4 exons. Bases 223 to 1953 code for a protein of 576 amino acids. NCBI's taxonomy places the organism in Eukaryota, Metazoa, Chordata, Actinopteri, Cypriniformes, Cyprinidae. The record is from RefSeq and is a predicted model, not a curated record.